AUGGCAGCAUUUGCAGCAAACUGUCAAGCAGGAAUUAGAUCAUGGCUAAUCAUAAUUGAUGUAUACUUCGAUGGCUUGUUGUUCCCUACACUACCUGGUGGGAUGCAAAAAUUCCAUGAGCAUGGUCAAAUCUACAUUUCUGUUUAUUUAUAUCCUGAAACCUUUAGUUCAGUUGAGAAUGUGAGAUUUCCAUCUCUCUUUUCUUCUAAAGUAGCUUGGGUUGUAGUAAAUCAUAAAUUUGAUGCCCAAAUGGUUAUGGCUGUGAAUGAUCUUGUUUGUAAAGCUGAAGAAUUACCUGGUGCAUUUGGCAUUAUUCUUGCAGUAGAAAGAUUUUUGCUGAGCUUGGUAGAGAUUAUUUUGAUUGAUCUAGAGAAAGUAAGCAUGUCUGGAGGAAAGCAUAUUACUGAAAUUAAGUUGUAUAAUAUUGGAUCCAGAACAGUGCUCUCAUGGUUGAUCCUAGCUGGGGUAAUUUCUCUGAAUGAUGUCAUUCAAUAUCGGAACCCCAAGGAUGAUGCUAUAAUUAAAGAUGGUCUUGUUUCCUUGGAUGGAAUAACCUGCAAGUGUUGCAACAGGGUGCUAUCAGUUUCUGAGUUUAAGAUUCAUGCUGGAUUCAAGUUUAACCGUCCCUGCUUGAAUCUUUUCAUGGAAUCUGGUAAGCCUUUCACGUUAUGUCAGCUGCAAGCAUGGUCUGCUGAGUACAAGACCAGAAAAAAUGGGAUCCAGAAGGUGGAAGCUGACGAAAAUGAUCGAAAUGAUGAUUCCUGUGGUCUAUGUGGGGAUGGUGGUGAACUGAUUUGCUGUGACAACUGCCCUUCUACUUUUCAUCUGGCUUGCCUGUAUAUGCAGGAACUACCUGAGGGCAAUUGGUAUUGCUCAAAUUGCACUUGUUGGAUUUGUGGGAAUUUUGUUAAUGAUAAAGAGGCUUCAAGUUCGAUUGAUGCAUUCAAAUGUUUACAGUGUGAGCACAAAUAUCAUAAGGCAUGCCUCAAUGCUAAAAGUCAGUUUGAAGAAAAGGUUUCUGAUACUUGGUUUUGCGGGGGAAGCUGCGAGGAGGUGCACUCAUGUCUUAGUUCUUGUCUUGGGAUGAUUAAUCACCUUGCUGAAGGCUUUUCUUGGACACUUCUUCGAUGUAUUCAUGAAGAUCAAAAAUUUCACUCUGCUCUAAGGUUUGCCCUGAAGGCAGAGUGCAACUCAAAACUGGCUGUUGCUCUGUCCAUCAUGGAAGAAUGCUUUCAGUCUAUGGUUGAUCCCAGAACAGGGGUAGACAUGAUACCCCAUCUCUUGUACAAUUGGGGGUCAGAUUUUGCACGCCUGAAUUUUUUUGGAUUUUACUCUCUUGUCUUGGAGAAGGAUGAUGUGGUGAUAUCUGUAGCAUCCAUCAGGAUACAUGGGGUAACAGUUGCAGAGAUGCCUCUUAUUGCAACUUGUAGCAACUACCGUCGUCAAGGAAUGUGUCGACGCCUUAUGACUGUUAUUGAAGAGAUGCUCAUCUCAUUCAAGGUGGAAAAGCUUGUGAUAACUGCCAUUCCAAAUUUGGUGGAAACAUGGACUGAGGGUUUUGGCUUCAAGCCAGUGGAGGAUGAUGAAAGAAAAACACUUAGUAAGAUCAACUUGAUGGUGUUUCCUGGAACGGUAUUGCUUAAGAAGCCCUUGUAUCAAUUCCAAGAAGCAGAUGGACAGUCAGGUGAUACAUCAUCUUUGCAACAAGAUAAAUCAACUGAACAUUUGAGAAAAGAAGAAUCAACUAAUGUAGGCAUUCAUCCUGUAGGAAAUCGAUCAGCCAAGUCUGUACAGCCUUUUGGUGAUAACUGCUAUGCAAAUGAAGCCUGUGCCAAAGUAGAAACUGAGCUUGUAGGAGACAAGAAUGAGCAAGAAUUGGAAAUUGAUGGAAAAAAGGAAAUCACUGAUGGUGUUGUUGAGGAGCCAUGCGAUAAAUCAGCCUUAAGAGAUUUAGAAACUACUAGAUUAGGUAUAUGUACUAAGGGACAGCAUGUAGCUGAAUCUAUACAUUGGUCUGACAGUAAUUGUUGCUCCAAAGAUGUUGGGACUGAGCUCGAAGACAGGCUUAGAGUUGGGUCUUCUCAAGAAUACCCUGCUGCAGAAACUAACUCUGCAUCCCAAUCGGAUGGUUGCUGUUGCGACGAUGAAGCUGGUGCUGAAUCAAAAGUGGAGUCUGUGCAGCAAUCAGAUUGCCUUUGUUUAGAUAACCGUAGCGCUGAAACGGAUGAUCAGGUAGUUGAAGAAGAGAAUAUACAAGUAGUUGAGGGUCGAGCAAGUAGUUUGCAGGAACAAUUUUCAGAGGUGUCCUGUGAAAUGCCAGAUUCGGCAUUAGUUUCUAGUGUUAAGACAUGUAUUUAUAACGAGACACUGGUUUCUUUAGAGGAACAGCUGCAGAAAGACUGUGAGUUGGAUGUUAAGUAGCAAUAAAAUUGUAAAUUGAGGAAAAUCUCAUGCUUUUUGCC
Molecule: messenger RNA, 2462 nt
Organism: Theobroma umbraticum
Lineage: Eukaryota; Viridiplantae; Streptophyta; Magnoliopsida; Malvales; Malvaceae
Source: RefSeq, a predicted model, not a curated record